CGCCGGUCGCCGGCGGACCGCCGAACAUGCCGCCUCCGCCGGCACCCGGCCAACCGGCCGGAGCUGCUCCGGAGCUGUCGCUGAGCUUUGGCGCCGGCAAGGCCCCCCGACUGCCGCCCCCGCACCCCCCUCGAGGGGUCAGUGCCCCCACCAGUCCGGCCAAGUCGCGCGAAAGCCUGCUGCAGCGGGUGCAGAGUCUGACCGGCGCUGCCCGCGAUCAGGGAGCCUCCAUCUUGGGAGCCGCGGUUCAGAGCGCCACACAGCGGGCACCGACCUUCAACAAGGACAAGUACUUCACGCUGCUGGUUUUGGAUGACCAGAACACGGAUUGGUCCAAAUACUUCCGGGGCAGGCGAUUGCACGGCGACUUCGACAUCCGAGUGGAGCAGGCCGAGUUUAGGGACAUCACCGUGGUCUCCAGCGCCGACACCGGGCCCGUUGUCACCAUGGCCGCCUAUCGCAGUGGCACUCGGGUGGCGCGUUCCUUCCGACCGGACUUUGUGCUAAUUCGCCAGCCGCCGCGCGAUGGAUCCAGCGACUUUCGCUCCACGAUCUUGGGCUUAAAAUACGGUGGAGUACCCAGCAUCAAUUCGCUGCACUCGAUCUACCAGUUUCAGGACAAGCCCUGGGUAUUUUCGCAUUUACUCCAGUUGCAACGACGCCUUGGACGCGAUGGCUUUCCACUGAUCGAACAGACCUUCUUCCCCAAUCCACGCGAUUUGUUCCAGUUCACGAAGUUCCCCAGCGUGCUGAAGGCUGGACAUUGCCACGGCGGCGUCGCCACCGCUCGGCUGGAGAACCAGAGCGCCCUGCAAGAUGCCGCCGGACUGGUGAGCGGUGCCGGGAACGACUCGCAUUGUUACUGCACCAUCGAGCCCUACAUCGAUGCCAAGUUCAGCGUGCACAUCCAGAAGAUUGGCAACAACUACAAGGCGUUUAUGCGCAAAUCCAUCACCGGCAAUUGGAAGACCAAUCAAGGCUCGGCCAUGCUGGAGCAAAUCACUUUAACCGAGAAGUACAAAAGCUGGGUGGAUGAGAUAUCGGAGCUCUUUGGCGGCAUGGAAGUGUGUGGUCUCUCCGUCGUGGUGGCCAAGGAUGGGCGCGAGUACAUCAUCAGUGCCUGCGACAGCACCUUCGCCCUCAUCGGAGACACCCAGGAGGAGGACCGCAGGCAGAUCGCCGAUCUCGUAUCCGGACGCAUGCAGAAUGUCUGUCGUCCCAGCAUGGCACAGACGGGACCAGGGAAGUUGCCCUCCCGCUCGUCGGUCUCCUCGCGGGCGGAGUCUCCCACGGACGAGGGCAUGGCGCCCACUCCGCCGCUGCCGGCUGGACCGCGCCCCGCUCCAAUGGGCGGACCACCGCCGAUUCCGGAGCGCACCUCGCCGGCGGUGGGCUCGAUUGGGCGGCUGAGCAGCCGCAGCAGCAUCUCGGAGCUGCCGGAGGAGCCCUCCUCCUCGGGACCCAGCACAGUGGGCGGCGGAGUGCGCCGCGACUCGCAGACCUCGCAGUCCUCGACCAUCUCCUCCUCGGUGUCGCGACCCGGAGGCCAGAGGCCACCGCAGAGCCAGAGUUCGGUGGUCGAGGACGCCGAGGACACCAUGAAGAACCUGAGGAAGACCUUUGCGGGGAUAUUUGGUGACAUGUAGGAAAUCGCUAACAAGAAGCGCGGCAGAACGGCCAGCGAGACGAGCAGCGGCAGCGGGCCAGGCAGUGUGCCCAGCAGCGCGGGACCGGGAAGUGGAUUCAGUGGCUCCUUCCUCGGCAAGCAGUUCUCGUUCGCCGGCAAGGGGGCGCCCGAGGUGGGCGUGAUCUCCACGCAGCCUACGCGGCCAAGUGAAGAGCCCCCGGCAAUUCCAACGACGGCGACGACGGCCAGCUCAGCCGUCCGGCCGGAGAGCAGCGUUUCGAUUAGCGGUACAACAAAUACGGAUACGAACGGAGCGGGUUACCAGCCGGUGACCAACUAUGAGCAGCAGGAGCGGGUCAAUCCGUUCGACAAGGAGCCCAAGAAGUCGGGCAGUGCGGCCAGCAUACACACCUCGCCCUCCUCCUCGAUGUCAUCCUCAUCCAUCUCGUCGCGCAUAAAUCGCAAUGGGAAUCCCAUUAAGUCACCGCCACCGCCGGCGGGUCCACCACCUCCACCACCCACCAAUGUGGUGGCCAUGGGCAGCAAUGCGAACAGUUCGAGUGGCUACAGGAACAGUUUCAGCAGUUCUUUAAGCAAGGACAAGACCAGUUAUGGCAACUAUGGCAGCACCACCUCGGUGGAGACCAUCACGCGAAUGGAUACGAACACCACGAACACCGGAGCCACGGCAACGGAAGCGGGAGAAGCGAGUGGCAUCACGGCCAUCACAAAUAUCAGCAACAGUGCUGCAGGAGGAGGAGGUGGAGCAGUGGCUCCCACCACCACGGGAACCAUCACCACAUCGGUGACCACCAACGAUUGGAGAUCAGCCAUCGGGAUGCGAUCGGCGAGUGUGUAUAGUGCACCGGCGGCAGUGACCACCACCGUGCUGCCGGGCGACACAUCUGGCUACGAUUCCAACUCGAUCGCCUCGCAGGGCGAGGGACUCAACAAUCCCAGCGAUCUGCCCUCGUACACACGACCCUCGUACUCGCGAUCCGAGAGCAAUGCUUCAAAGCAGUCGGAUCUGGAUGUUAUCUUCGGGGACAGCAAGACCACUCCGGUUUCCUACGGAAAUGGAAAGUACACCCGGGCUGCAGGAUCUCUCUCAGAUGCCGAUAUGAUCUUCGGAGGACCGCCCUCCAACUACAAAAGCGAUCGAUUCGGGGCCGCCAAAAGCAUGAGCAUGAGUUCCAGUGGAAUGGGUUCCGGAAACGGAACCGGAUCGGGCAGCUAUAAGAUCUACGAGGGCAUCCAGAAUGCAGCAUUCAGCGACUUUAGCGAUUCGGGAAGCAUGAGUAGCAUCGGAUCGCACACCAAACGCUGGAGUGCCAGCAAAGAGGAUGACGAGGAGCUGGACUUGAAGUGAAUCCAAGAAAAAUUCCAAACCAAAACCAUCACCUACAGUCACUCACACACACACUAAGACAAGCAAACUAUAGAAUUCUAUCUAUUUUCUGCCUCUGAAGUUUCCUGGUUUCAUGGGAAAAAACACACUAAGCAUAUACUCACCCACUUAGACCAUAAACUUUUGGUUACUAUCGUUUCAACUGUCAACUAUCUUGAUCGAAACUCUUUCCUCUCAUUCAUAUAAACAUGACAAAAGUAAAAAAAAAUGAUGAAGCAGCUGAAAAUGCUAUGUAGACACUGUAGUACACUACUAAUAUAUAAUUAUAACCACCAAUGCAACAACAAUAAUGCAAAACCCAUUAGAUAUGUGCAAUGAAAUGUCGAAAUGCCGAUGACUUGACUGGUUUUGCAGAAUGAUAAAACUUAAAGAACGAGGAACCUAUUUAAUUACCAUACUUAAAAACAUUUUGAAACAUUUUCCAAGGCGAACAAAUUAUAUAUUAAAUAUAUUAUUGAGACAAAUAUUGAAUUAUAUAACGACAUAUUAAACCAAUUGAGAGUUGAUGACAUAAAAAGUAUUCGCAAGCGUAUAUUACAUGUUAACCUGCUAAUGAAUCAAUGGGAGAACUUUUAAGUAAAUGGAAUAUUAAUGAAUCUGUUAUAUACCAACAUGAGACACAUAUGAAAUCCUAUAAAAAAAACUAUAUAAAAUAAAAGACAAUAUGCGCAAAGUAUAACAAACAUAAUAUAUACGCGAUCUAAUUAUAAUGGAUAAAUCGGUUAACGAACUAUAUGUAUUCGGAAAUUACUAUGAGCAAAUGUUACAUACCAAACACGAAAAUGGAAAACACAAGAACAGAAGCUACUCACACACAAAGUAAAUGUUUAUUACCACAAAUAUUAUGAUUAUUAUUAUGAUGUAUUAGCAGUUAAUGUUUACAAACAAGACGAGCCGGCAUCGAGGGCUUCGAAAGAUAUGGAAAGAUUGGAAGUACCAACCAAGCACGACAAGCAAUGUUAAUCUAGGCUGAACCAACCGAGCAACAAUAACGAACCAAACAUAUUCGAAAAUCUAGCGAUCCCAUGCGAUCCACAUAAAUUUACACGGUUUAGUCGGUACUUGAAGGUCGAAGAAAAGAAAAGUUGGAGUUAGAGGCAAUGAUAUUGAGGGAUAUUUAGAUAAUAUACACAAAUAAAUAUUUAUAAAUGUUGCAAGCGACAACAACGAAGUCAUAUUAUCCAUUCAAUAUAUAAACAAUAGCUUCAAUUGGUUAGGACUAUGAUUUAGCGACAAAUGUUUGAUAAAUGUUUUUUGUUACGCACAUGGUUAAGCAUUAUUUAGAGCAAUAGACAAUUUUACAUAUGUUACAUUUGAAAUAAUAGUAGCAAUCAUUUCAAUUGGGUUGUAAACUUAUCUCUUUUAUUAACUAAAUGCAUUAGAGAAUUUUAAAUAACGUUAUAUGCAGGGGAAUAUAAGAAAAGAAUACUUGAAAACUUGUUAAUUUACCAACUCUCUUCGAUUUUAGUAGAAUCUACAUUUGGGAAUGCUACAAAUAUUUUAAUCUAAACAAAUUUACAACUAUACAAGAAUAUUGAAUACCCAUUGUUUUCGGUUUGGGCCAAUUGGGCCCGGUUACUCCAUUCUAUAUCAUCCUACCAUCUAUAUACAAAUAUAUAUAUUAAAUAUGUAUGUAAUUAUAAGUGAAUCUUUGGCUACAAGUACUUUUUCGUAAUCGUAAACAUCAUCAUUUUAAUCGAACUGGCACAUAUUCAUGGAAUGUUUUAUAAACAUAUAUUUAUAACGACAAAUGUAGAACAGAAAGUACAUAAAUACAGGCAUCGAUCGAGCAAUUCGAUGAGCAUAUAUCAUGGCACUAGACCCACAACUUACAUCAACUCACCCCAUAACAAUAUCGUGCAUCAAGUGAACAGAAAGUGCUGAAUACAUAAAUUGAAACUCAAACGAAAUACUCAAGCAUAAGGCAUACGUAUAACUUACACGACUUCUUAUCUGUUGCAAAAUAUACCAAAUAAAUACUCGUAUUAUUGUGAAAGUAUAGCAAGAAAUAUGUACUUAUAUGUUGUCUGUAAUUGAUUCACGUUCCCCCUUAAAAUCCCCCAAAAACCCCACAAAAAAUACGAAAAGAGCUGGGGUUACACCCACUCACUUGGUACUCACAAAUUUACUGCAAAUCUCUAUAUAUAUAUACAUAUAUACUACGAAUUAUUCCAAUGAACAGCGGCAACUGCAAUGGCUAAGAAAACAAAACCAAAAGUAACAAUAAAUGAGUUGAUGAUUGAUACAAAAGCAAA
Messenger RNA from Drosophila ficusphila, 5290 nucleotides. RefSeq names its product synapsin (gene Syn). Gene Ontology annotation, cellular component: synaptic vesicle; synaptic vesicle membrane. The transcript has 10 exons. Gene Ontology annotation, biological process: neurotransmitter secretion. Gene Ontology annotation, molecular function: ATP binding. NCBI's taxonomy places the organism in Eukaryota, Metazoa, Arthropoda, Insecta, Diptera, Drosophilidae. The record is from RefSeq and is a predicted model, not a curated record.